This is a messenger RNA of Calidris pugnax (ruff), 1675 nucleotides long. RefSeq names its product V-set and transmembrane domain containing 2 like (gene VSTM2L). The transcript is spliced from 3 exons. The record is from RefSeq and is a predicted model, not a curated record. NCBI's taxonomy places the organism in Eukaryota, Metazoa, Chordata, Aves, Charadriiformes, Scolopacidae. Bases 27 to 533 code for a protein of 168 amino acids.
CCCUCUUCACCGAGACCCCCCACGACAUGACGGCCCAGGCGGGCGAGGACGUGGAGAUGGCGUGUUCCUUCCGAGGCAGCGGCUCCCCCUCCUACUCCCUUGAGAUACAGUGGUGGUACGUCCGCAACCACAAGGACUGGACGGACAAACAGACGUGGGCUUCCAACCAGCUGAAAGCAUCACCGCAGGAGGAGCCUGGGAAGGACGCGACAAAAAUAAGUGUGGUGAAGGUGGUUGGCAGCAACAUCUCCCACAAGCUGCGUCUGUCGCGGGUGAAGCCGGCGGACGAGGGGACGUACGAGUGCCGGGUGAUCGACUCCAGCGACGGCAAAGCGCGGCACCACAAGGUGAAGGCGUACCUGCGGGUGGAGGCGGCGGGGGGCGUGGGGCACCCCCAGGACACCCAGCUGCGGGGCGCCCCGCUGCCGGACCCCGCCGCGCCGGGCUCGGCCCACGCGCACCACCAUCACCACCACCACAAAGCCGGGAAGGAGCUGAAGAAGCGCUCGGUGGACGCCUCCUGCGCGCUGUAGGCAGGCGGUGCCGGGGGGAUGCUGGAGCCCCACCGCCCCCACACCGCCGCCCCGGACUCAGCGGAGCCAUCAAGGGUCCCGCGCCCCCUGCCAGAGACUGGCCCCACCACCCCAUCGUGCCCACUGACCCCCACCGCCUCCUCCUCCCGUCGGUCACCGCCGGCUCGGUUUCUUCCCCGGCCCUGAGGCGCGGCGGUGCCAGGGCUCGGUGUGGGAGCAGGACCGUAUCUGCGCUGGGGGGGCAUCGGUGGGACUGUGCCCAGGGCCAGGGCAUUCACCCACACAUGGUGCUCACUGGCCCCACACAGGGGGGCACCACGCUGCUUGCUGCCACGGGCCACCUUGUGCCCAGCUUUGUGUGCCCGGUGGAGGCUCCCCCCCCACCACCACCCAUGGGACCCUCACCACCCUCCCUUGUGCUUUGCAGAACCACCCGUCAGUUCCCGUAGGAGGCCCAGUUUAGUUGCUCCCCUCCAGCCCCGCAGUGCACACGUAUAAGUUCCAUCAUCCAUCCAUCUUACAGACCCUCUAUAUUGCCUCUCCCUGCCCUUGCCUGCCCCAAAGCCGCCCACAUACGUCGAGGCCUGAGCUCAGCGGAGGAAGGACGGCACGGCACACUCCUGGCACGCUCCCGGCACACUCCUGGCACGCUCCUGGCACGGCCAGUGGGCACUGCGGGAUGUGCUGUGGCAUUGCCCAGCCAGGCAGUUGCCCACAGUCCGUGUGUGCCCGGGGAGCUGUGCCAUCAGAACUGGCCCGCUUGCACCCAUUUCUGCUCCCGGCCCUUUGCAUUUCAUGGAGGAAGAGGAGCUCGGCCGUCAGCUCCGGAUGCCCUCACUCCGUGCCUGCUGUCGGUGGAGCUCUCGGUCCCCUGUUCCUGGCCAAGCUCCCCCUCCUCCUGCGCCAUGGCACCACAGCUCACGGGCUCCUGUGUCACAGUGCAAAUGGCAGAGCCCAUCCCCUGUGUCCCCCCACCCCCGGGGAAACACUGCCGCUGGGGACCGGGGUCACAGGGAGGGAGAGGGGGGGUCCCGGGUUCUCCCCAUCUGGGUGCCGGGCGCUGCUCCCCUGCCGCCGCUCGCCCUCGCCGCCUCGCCUGCCGCCACCAGACCUGCUGCAGCUAAUAAAGCUCUUUAAACAAA